Molecule: messenger RNA, 2168 nt
Organism: Rana temporaria (common frog)
Lineage: Eukaryota; Metazoa; Chordata; Amphibia; Anura; Ranidae
Gene: ERFL
Product: ETS repressor factor like
Exons: 5
Coding region: 290-1420 (376 amino acids)
Biological process (GO): regulation of transcription by RNA polymerase II; cell differentiation
Cellular component (GO): nucleus
Molecular function (GO): DNA-binding transcription factor activity, RNA polymerase II-specific; sequence-specific DNA binding
Source: RefSeq, a predicted model, not a curated record
CUCACUUAAUCUUCCUCGAUUUAAAAAUCCUCCCCCUCCUCAUUCCUGUUCCUUGUCAUCGUAUCAUCCCUAUUUGCUGGAUUUUUCCUUUCCACUCUACUUCAUUCUUCUACAUUGUAUCCACUUUACACUUUCCCUCCCACUUCAUCUCACCUUCCUCCUUCAAACUUCUUCUUUGCCUGACAAUCAUUCUUCAUCCACCUGGGUGCCUUGUAUAUUCCUCGUUCAACUGCUCGAUCCUCGCCUCUCCUGCCCCCCCUCGCUUCCUUCCCCCUCUACAGAAGCAAGUAUGGACUGUAGCUGCGUGUCUGACAUCCUCCUGACUCCAUCUAUGCCAGCUCUCUGGACUCCAGGCUUUGCCUUUCCCGACUGGGCCUAUAAGCCGGAAUCCAGCCCAGGUUCCAGACAGAUCCAGCUCUGGCACUUCAUUCUAGAACUUCUUCAGAAAGAGGAGUACCACGAUUUCAUCGCCUGGCAGGGAGACUACGGAGAGUUCGUCAUUAAGGACCCCGAUGAGGUGGCGAGACUGUGGGGCAUCCGCAAGUGCAAGCCGCACAUGAACUACGACAAGCUUAGCCGGGCACUAAGGUACUACUACAACAAGAGAAUUCUGCACAAGACUAAAGGAAAACGUUUCACCUACAAGUUCAACUUUAGUAAAGUCGUCCUGGUGAACUAUCCUCUGCUGGACAUGGCAAACUCCUCACUGCUGCUGGGGCAGGGCCCCUUCCCCGGGACCCACGCCCAUGACCCCUUCACUCCUGAGGCUCUGCAGUCCCUUUUCUCUUCGUCCGGUCGCCCACCACUCUUGGAUCGUCCUCUUUCUGCACCAGACACGGAAAAACUUUGCCUAGAAGCUGCUUUCCCUUUCUUGGGAUCAGGUUCUGGUUACACUAAGCCUCCGACCUUGUUGCCCCCAUACAACCGUAACUCGCCAUUUCCUGAGUACCCGUGGGGAUUUAACCCCUACCUCUCCAGCUCUUUCCCCCUCAGCGGCUCCAAGCUGCCUACCUCCCUCUACCCACCACAUUUCUACCCCAGCUCCCUGUCCCAGAUUCCUCCCCCCAUCUCUCUGAUCCCCGGCGAGUCCUUGGACAGGUCGGCCACCCUCCUUCCAGGAGUGCCAAGGCUCUGCACCGGCCUCACUUCCCAACCUAUACCCCGAAGCGGAGACCUGGCGGGUGCCGGGGGAGCGAGAAGAGACAGAGCUGACCCGCCCGAAGGAAAACAGGAACCGGAUUCUGACUCAGACUUGGAAAUCACAGACGUGAGUGACUGUAGUUCGGAGGCGGAUGGGUGUGCGUACAGCCCUCCCUGCCCCGGGUCUUCUAUCGGAAGAGGCAAGACGGAGGAGGAACGACUGAAACCAGCUACCGCCUCCAAAACCCCACCAGAGAAAACGGCUGCUCCAAAAAGCUAGGCCUGGAGAGGUUCGGGCUCCACAGAAACUAUAUAAAAAUGUACAAAUAUAUAUAAAUAUAUAACUAUAUGGAUAUAUAGGGGGAUAACAGUGUGUUUUGUAACCUCUUCAUCCCAAUAGACACUUGUAUUAUUGCAAAAAGCCACCACUUGGCAGCCAUUUUUGUGUAUAGAUCAGCUUGACCAAGCCAUGAAAUGUAGCGUUUGGUUGCUACUGAAUCUGUUGGCUGCAUUUCAAGAACAAAAUGGCCUCAGGGUGUCAGAAUAAAGAGCCGCGUGUCCAUGGUGUCAUAGCAGUUCGCUCCUCCUACUGUCUUAGUAGAGCUCGUUAUUCUGUGUCGCCCAUGAUAAAUUUGGUGACUUGCCUUAUUUCAUGAAGGCCAGAUGAAGCAUGGUUUCAACCGAUUCGAACUGAUGUAUGAUGAGUGGAACAAAAGAGGAACUAUUACUCAUUAAAACCAAGAAAAAUUGACAAAAAAAAUUAAAAACUACGUCUGGUUGGAUGAUUGGAUAAGUCCAUUAUGAGGUUUUAUUAAAUACAAUAUAAAGGUAUAAAGCCAAUGCCUUGUAUGGCGGUCACGCUGGUGGCCAACUGCUACCAAACCCGUUCUCUGUGUACAAGUCCAGUACACAUUUGUAUUCAUUGUCACCAUACAGUACAAAGCCCUGAUGAAGGGAGAUAUGUGAACCCUUGAAACGCAUUGGAUUUCUAUUGUUACAUUGUAUUUAAAUAAAAAACCCAAACUUGA